AGCACACAGCCGCAACCAACCCGCCUGGAGGAGGAACCCGUCAAGAUGAGGUGGCUUCUUUCUGUCCUCCUGGCAGUGUUGUCUGUCUGCAGCCCCGUCUUCCUCUCCGACCCACUUCCCUCUGACCCCCAGCCGCCAGGAGGACCCGAGGGGCCCGCCAAGCGUUGGCUUAACCCUCAGCUGGAAGAUGCUGUGCCUUCUCUGGAAACCAGCAACCAACCAAAACUGAGAGAUAUCCCAGAGAGUGAGUCCACCCCAGAUUCUCGCCACAUGUUCGGCGAGAACGUCAAUCUGAAAUGGGUGAAGUGGAACGGCUCCCUUCCUAACAACGCCGUCGCCAUCUUUAAUGGCUACACGGGCCGCACAGACUACGUGUGCAAGGUAAACUGCGAGGCGGGAUUCUACACUCCUAGCAAAGGGAGUUCCUGCCAGUAUCCCUAUGCUGACCACGAGUACACCUCCUCCAAAUUCGACGUGCUGGUCAACGUGGACCACUUUGAGUUCCUGGAGUGGGUUGAGGACUCCUACGGGUCCGUCCCCCAGCACGCCAUCAGAACCUGCCCUGACGUGGACAUCUAUGUGGGCAAAAACAAGUACGGUCUUGGCAAGGUUGUGACCGAACAUGAGGCCUUCUUCCUGCCCUGGGAGGGGGAUGAAUACUGGUACAAGAACUACCAGGUCCUGGUUAUCAACAGAGAUGCCUACAGCCAGCACAUCUCUCACGUUGAGUAUGCCGUCAACCAGAUCGAGCUCUUCCACCAUCCUCCGGAGACCCUCCAGAUAGCCAAGGUCACCAACUUAGAGUGCAGCAGUGUGGAGAAGACGGUUAGACUGGAGAAGAUCAGCACGGUGGAGAAGACGUGGGACAUUGGCAGGGAGACGCGAAAUGGCUCUGUGUCCACCAUGAAGGCCAAAAUCCCCAUCUUAGGCCCAGGGAACGUGGACUUCACCAAGGAGCAGACAGUGACCUUCUCAGAGGGGACCACCAUGGUGGAAUCCAUCAGUCACUCUGUUUCUGUGGAGAUGCUGGUCCCACCCAACCACUCCUGCGCUGUGAGAAUGGACGGGCGAAAAAUGACGGCCGACAUCCCCUUCACCGCCAGAAUGAGCCGGACAAACCACAAGGGUGACACCCAUUGGACCAGCAUUACGGGAACCUAUGACGGUGCGAGGGUUGGGGAGAUCAAUGCAGUGGUGGAGCGAUGCCAGCCAGUCCCUGACGCUGUUCCCUGCUUGCCCAGCAAAGACUGACAGACAAAGGUGGAGUUCAACUGGCUAUGAACUCCGUAUCACCAAGUUCAUUUCCAAAUGUAAAAUAUUGCCACAGCAAGAAGAAAUGCCUAUUUUGCAAAUAAAAAUUGACCAA
This is a messenger RNA of Lampris incognitus (smalleye Pacific opah), 1366 nucleotides long. Its product is annotated as natterin-3-like. NCBI's taxonomy places the organism in Eukaryota, Metazoa, Chordata, Actinopteri, Lampriformes, Lampridae. The record is from RefSeq and is a predicted model, not a curated record. The transcript has 3 exons. Bases 46 to 1251 code for a protein of 401 amino acids.